Messenger RNA from Neopsephotus bourkii (Bourke's parrot), 372 nucleotides. Its product is annotated as claw keratin-like. The transcript has a single exon. NCBI's taxonomy places the organism in Eukaryota, Metazoa, Chordata, Aves, Psittaciformes, Psittacidae. Gene Ontology annotation, cellular component: intermediate filament. Bases 1 to 372 code for a protein of 123 amino acids. Gene Ontology annotation, molecular function: structural constituent of cytoskeleton. The record is from RefSeq and is a predicted model, not a curated record.
AUGUCCUGCUCCAGCCUGUGCGUCCCUUCCUGUGGGGUGGCCGCCCCAUGCCCGCUGGCUGACACCACCAACGAGCCCUGCGUGCGUCAGUGCCAGAGCUCCUCGGUGGUGAUCCAGCCCCCAGCCACGGUGGUCACCUUCCCCGGACCCAUCCUCAGCUCCUUCCCACAGCACAGCGCUGUGGGCUCAGCGGGAGUCCCUGCCAUUGCUGGGGGCUAUGGUGGGAGUUUUGGUGGCUAUGGUGGACUUGGUGGAUACGGGGGCUAUGGAGGCUAUGGAGGCCUUGGUGGCUACGGUGGCUUUGGGGGCUGCGGAUAUGGUGGCUGGGGCAGAGGCCUCCUGUCCUUUGGUGCCAGCUGUGGGAGCUGCUAA